Messenger RNA from Sus scrofa (pig), 7692 nucleotides. RefSeq names its product kelch like family member 24 (gene KLHL24). Gene Ontology annotation, molecular function: protein binding. The record is from RefSeq and is a predicted model, not a curated record. Lineage: Eukaryota; Metazoa; Chordata; Mammalia; Artiodactyla; Suidae.
CGGUCACAUGUUUCCUUUGUUGUGAGCUGCGGGGAGACUGGUGGCUGGAGGAGACGCCGGCGCAGGAGAGAGCGCUGCGCCGCGGGCCGCUAAGGGACCGCUUGGGCCACCUCUGCUGGCCACUGCUGCUGGCCUCUUCCAGCCUUCUUCUUGAGGUACCCGGGGAUGACAGCUCCGGGACCGGCCGAAAGGCGAGGAAACGACCAGAGCCGGGGGCGGAGGGGCGGCUGAGGUCACAACCACGGGGAUGUCUGCAGGAGGGAAGCCAGCGGCGGCCGGCCUCUGGAGCCAGAGGAGGGGGGACUGAGGAGAGAUUGCAGCUGGGGCUACAGGGCUCCUGUCUGGGGCGAGGCGACUCCGAGGCUCUCUUGGGGGGUCUUCAGCCCCGGUUCCGUAACAACACUAUGAAAGAAAGGGCACCCCCGCCUCCUGGCACUACCGCCCCGGAACCGCGGCGUUGCUGGCGUGCCCGCCGGGGGCGGAUUGGGAGGGGCCUGGUCGCCGGGGCUGGGGGCAGCUGGUGCGGAUCUCCCCGCCGCCGGAGGGACUGAGGUAGCUGGCAGUGAGGGCGGGGAGAAGGGUCCCGCAACUUGCCGAUGGGCUUCGAACGGACCACUGCUCUUUUUUACUCGAAGGAAGUGCCGAGAAUGCGAAGGAAUUCACCCAAGACAGUGCAUUUCUGUAGGAGGUAGAUCGAGUUCCCUGGGUGAACCAGGAAUUGAAUAUGAACAGUUCCCAUUGGGUCUCCUGCAUUCUAAAGGAAAAAUAAGCUUGAUUGCAGUACAACUACUCUCUAAGAUCAAUUCUGGUAUUAUAUAUCUCCUUUGGACUUUUUAUGCUAACCUCCUCUGCCCCUUGCUCUGACCUAUUAGGUUGGUGUGGAAAAACUGGGGCUUUGACCAAGCAAAUGCUAAAAAGUCACAUAAGGAAGAUCCCUAACAGUUACUUCUCAACAAUUAUAUAGUCAUCUGAUGUAACAAUGGUACUAAUAUUGGGACGAAGACUAAACAGAGAGGAUCUCGGGGUGCGUGAUUCACCAGCAACAAAGCGUAAAGUUUUUGAAAUGGACCCUAAAUCUCUGACAGGCCGAGAGUUUUUUGACUUCUCUUCAGGAUCAUCCCAUGCUGAAAACAUACUGCAGAUAUUUAAUGAAUUCCGAGAUAGCCGCUUAUUCACAGAUGUUAUCAUCUGUGUGGAAGGAAAAGAAUUUCCUUGCCAUAGAGCUGUUCUCUCAGCCUGUAGUAGCUACUUCAGAGCUAUGUUUUGUAAUGACCACAGGGAAAGCCGAGAAAUGUUGGUUGAGAUCAAUGGUAUUUUAGCUGAAGCUAUGGAAUGUUUUUUGCAGUAUGUUUAUACUGGAAAAGUGAAGAUCACCACAGAGAAUGUACAGUAUCUCUUUGAAACAUCAAGCCUUUUUCAGAUUAGUGUUCUCCGUGAUGCAUGUGCCAAGUUCUUAGAGGAGCAACUUGAUCCUUGUAAUUGCUUAGGAAUCCAGCGCUUUGCUGAUACCCAUUCCCUCAAAACACUCUUCACAAAAUGCAAGAAUUUUGCAUUACAAACUUUUGAGGAUGUGUCCCAGCAUGAAGAAUUUCUUGAGCUUGACAAAGAUGAACUAAUUGAUUAUAUUUGUAGUGAUGAACUUGUUAUUGGCAAAGAGGAGAUGGUUUUUGAAGCUGUCAUGCGCUGGGUCUAUCGUGCUGUUGAUCUGAGAAGACCACUGUUACAUGAGCUCCUGACACAUGUGAGACUCCCCCUGUUGCAUCCCAACUACUUUGUUCAAACAGUUGAGGUGGACCAAUUGAUCCAGAAUUCUCCUGAGUGUUAUCAGUUGUUGCAUGAAGCAAGACGAUACCACAUACUUGGGAAUGAAAUGAUGUCCCCAAGGACUAGGCCGCGCAGGUCAACUGGCUAUUCUGAGGUAAUAGUUGUCGUUGGAGGCUGUGAACGAGUUGGAGGAUUUAAUCUUCCAUAUACUGAGUGUUAUGAUCCUGUGACAGGAGAGUGGAAGUCUUUGGCUAAGCUUCCAGAAUUUACCAAAUCAGAGUAUGCGGUCUGUGCUCUAAGGAAUGACAUUCUUGUUUCAGGUGGAAGAAUCAAUGGCCGUGAUGUGUGGAUUUAUAAUUCACAAUUAAAUAUUUGGAUCAGAGUUGCUUCUCUAAAUAAAGGCAGAUGGCGUCACAAAAUGGCAGUCCUCCUGGGUAAAGUAUAUGUUGUUGGAGGCUAUGAUGGGCAAAACAGACUUAGCAGCGUAGAAUGUUACGAUUCCUUUUCAAAUCGAUGGACUGAAGUUGCUCCCCUUAAGGAAGCAGUGAGUUCUCCUGCUGUGACUAGCUGUGUAGGCAAAUUGUUUGUGAUUGGUGGAGGACCUGAUGAUAAUACUUGUUCUGAUAAGGUUCAAUCUUAUGAUCCAGAAACCAAUUCUUGGCUACUUCGUGCAGCUAUCCCUAUUGCCAAGAGGUGUAUAACAGCAGUAUCCUUAAACAACCUGAUAUAUGUUGCUGGUGGACUGACCAAGGCAAUAUACUGUUAUGAUCCAGUUGAAGAUUACUGGAUGCAUGUACAGAAUACAUUCAGCCGACAGGAAAACUGUGGUAUGUCUGUGUGUAAUGGUAAAAUAUAUAUCCUGGGUGGAAGACGGGAGAACGGAGAAGCCACAGACACUAUUCUCUGUUAUGAUCCUGCAACAAGUAUCAUCACAGGAGUAGCUGCAAUGCCUAGGCCAGUAUCCUAUCAUGGAUGUGUGACUAUUCAUAGAUACAAUGAGAAGUGCUUUAAGCUCUAAAGCCAGGAUACCUCACCCAAGAAACCACACCCAUCCAAGAUGAGAGGUUUUAAAAGCUCCAGAGUGGGGACUUGACAUAUCUCCUUUAUGCCAUAUGCACAAAAAGCAAAAAUAAUAAUUGUGGUGCCUUUCUCCUCAAAAUAUCAAUCUUUCAAACUGUAAUAAAGCCUUUCCUGUAAUUGUGGGAAGAAAUUAUUGUUGUUGAAGGUAACAGUGAUCUUUGUUUGGGCUUUGAGAGUGUACCUUUGUGAGUAUUUGUAGAAAACCUGUGUGGAAUAGAGAAAUAAUGUCUGCCUACAUACAUACCUUUUAGGAAAUUGUGACUGGUCUCUUCAUUUAUGUAUGUUUAUCUGCAAGACUGUAUAUUCCUUAUUUUGUCAUGUAUGUAUAUAUAUAUAUAAAUAGAAAAUGGCAUGACAAGGCUUCAUUUAUGUUGAAUCAUAUAAUGCUUAGAAUGCAAAGAAUCAUUCUGAGGGGGAAAAAAUCUUUUAAAAAUCUUUGUCACCAAAAAACAUAUCCAAAUUGAUUAAUUUUGGUUUUUUUUCAGAUUGAUAAAAAUGUAAUGACAACAAUCUGAGUAUCAUAUAAUACUGAAUUAUUGUGACUUCAUUCUUAGAUUUGCUUUCUUAUGCUAAAGAUAUUUCUUUGGGAGGAGAUACAAAAGCAAGUGCCCUUAAAGUAGGGAUUAAAAUUACAGGUUAGUUCCUAAGAAAAAAUUAUCUAAGACCGUUGAAGGGAAAAUGACCCACUGUGGCUCUCAGAAGUAUUUAUGUAUCAUCUCUAAAUCCUCUAAGGGAAGCACCUUUUCUUGAACCUGGCAGAAGAGUUGAAAUCCACUUUCCAUUAUUAUCUUGUGAAAAACAGGGACAGAUUUUCUCCCUAGCCCAGUAGGGUUUGACCUCAAUUAGUAUGGUGCUUUGGGUGAGGACCUCUUCCUGGUUAUCCCACUUUCUUGUAAACAGCUAAAAAUCCUGGGAGUCUCUACUGUUAAGCUGCCCUUAAAGGAUAAAGCAGGGACCACCUCUCUCAGUGGGUCCAUAUUUCUUUUAAAAUUAGCUAUCUAUAGAAACUAACAGCAGUAGUUUCAGUCUUCUAAGAUAACUAUUUCAUUUGGUACCCAUUGUGUAAAAUAUUGAUCAACGUUCUCAAGCUCCUCUACAUCAAAUUGCCUUUGUCUAGAUGUUUCAACUUCAGUUUAUAAAGCUUACUAGUUUUCAGAGAAGAAUGUAAAAAUUUUUUCUAAGGUAAAUGGAAUGGCAGGAACUAGCAUAAGUGAUUAUCAUUAUUCCUGGGAGACAGGUAUAAUUUACAACGAUUUAGGGAUGUUCCAGGUAGCCUGCUGUUUUUCAACUUCCCAGGCACUAUUGUCAUCUCACAUCAUAAUUAUAUACUCCUUGUCAUAGGAGAAAUGAUGCACAUAUGUGAUUAUAGUUCACCAGAUUUCUGUUAAAACCAUGAUAGUAAUCAAAAGCCUAAUAUUGAUAAACUACUCCUUUUUCCUCGUUUUAGAAUGAUACAGAGAUUUCAGAUAAACUCUGCAGCAUCAACGUUAACACGUAGCUGGAAUCUGAAUUCUGAGGAAAACUAAAAAGCUUAACAAAUUUUUAGGGAAUUUUUAUUUUUCAAAUCUUAAUUUGAAGUGAUAUGUGCCUCUGUGUGAUGAUAACAUCAAAGCAAUUCAGAAACCAGUUUUCUACCAUUUUAGUUGAAAGAUAACAGUAGAUAUAUUGGGAUGCUUAUAUAAUUUUAAUUUAAUUUUAGAGUAAACCUCUACUUCUGCAUCAUACCCUUUGUAGAUAAUGGAACCUAUUUAGUUCAGACAUUCUUUGUGGUAUAUGAGAUAAUGUAUGAGAAAAGUGUUUUUUUUGUAAAUGCUGAGGAUUAUACAAAUAAUACUUGUUAUUUUGUGUAUUUGUGAGAUCAUGUCCAUCCAUAAAAUCAGACACUUCACACAAAAAAAGACUUUUUCAUCAUAGCUUGUAUUUUAGUACUUCUAUUAUAAAAGUAUUAACUAUUUACUUGUAUUUUGUUAUACAUUUAUUUUCAAUAUUCAUGUGUUUAUUGUAGUAAAUUUGAAAUGAAAUCCUAUAAAAUAUAACUUGUUUAAAUGUGGACCUCAUGCCAAUAUUGUUUAAUUUUUUUCUCUGCAUAAUUUUUAAAGAAUUAAUUAAGUUAGCCACCAGGAACUUGGCUUGAAUCCUAUGAAGUUAAAGUAACAAUUUUUUUUUGUUUUUUUGCCACAUCCAUGGCAUACAGAAAUUCCCAGGCCAAAGAUCAAACCCAAGCCACAGCCAUGACAACACCAAAUCUUUAACCUCUAGGCCUGCAGGGAAUUUAAACAAAAAUUUAAAGUAACAAAUUUUUAAAGCUACCCAACUGAUACUUUAAUUUCCUUUAAUUAUUUAUCUUCCUUUACUGGUUUUUGAUAAAUAAAGUUAGCAUUGAUAAACUAAUACAGAAUUUUAGGAUAUAAUUAGUAUAUCAAAAAGGUUUAUCAACCAAAUUAGUGUCAGAUUAUAUUGGUGUCAUCAUGGAGGUGACAGAUUUUCUUUUGGUGGGUUAUGUUCAUAUAAGCCUUUGGAUUAGUAUGUAUGUAUAUACAUGUAUAUAUAUAUGUAUAUAGAUAGUAUGCUCAUCUACACACAUUUAUACAAACACCAAGAAUUUCAUCAGUUUGUGAUGGUCAGAAAAAGGCACAUAAAGUAAAAAUUGACCUUAUUAAAUUCAAUCCCAGAAGUUUUUAAUUUGGGCAUUUAUAGAAUACUUUUAACAUGAAAAUACAUGAAAGCAUGAUGACUAGUGUAUACAGUCAGAAUCUAUAUAACACAGUUUUAUAAGAUAAGAAAAUAAAUUCGAGGGAGAUACAAGUUUGCUAAACCUAGCCAUGAUACCUCAGUGGGAAAGGAAUUCAAAGUAUGUUUUGUGGAUCAACAGAAGAGUACAGGGCUUUUUUCAUGGACUUUAUUCCCUUUUCAUGUGUUCCUAUAUGUGAGUGGGCUAUGAAGUGGUCUAGUUUUUACAAGGCCUUUGCCACUCUAAUCUUCCCACUGACUUUUACUGCACAUGUGUGAAAUGGUAGCCUAUUGGAUCUUCAGUAAACUUUUUUUUCCCUAGAGAUGGAAAUAUAGGUAUUAUUCCAUUUAAAGCAGGUGUUAAGAAGAAAAUGAUGUAAAUACUCAGGGAGGGUAUUUUCAUUUUUGCCUAAUUGGAGUGUUUAAAGUGCCAUAACUACAUAACUUUCAGUUCAUGAUUCUAGAGUAAAUUUAAUUUGGUAAAGGGGCUUCACACAUGGCGGUGGUUAAACAUUCAUUUUUUAUAAUUAGAAAGAAGGAAGCAUUUUGUGGACUGAUACAUUUUCUCUUAGUGAAUAUGAAUUGUUUCUGUAUCUCUACUGUCAUACCCUUUUUGAAACUCAGGAAAGACAAAGGUUCAACUAUACUACUUUUGUCAAUAUGCAAACCAGGUGUGUUUUUUUUUUUUUUUUCCUGUUGUCUGGAUAUGGCAAUAGAUUUUUUUUUUUUUUUAAUGAUUGCUGUGAGAACCCGUACAUGAAAAGAGGGGUUAAAUCGUUGGUGUGUGCCUUUUGUUUCUUGAGAUUUAUAUGUGGAAAAGACAUCUUCUACUCCCGACUGUAUUUUCAGAGAAGAGAUUGCCAUUUAUGUGGUGCCAAGUGAUAAUGUCUCUCAAAGGCUUCCUGUGGACUGCCUUUAUCUUCCUAAACUCUAGACACCAGUUAACCUCAAUAAUUUUGGCCUUAUUAGAUGUUCUUAUGCAUUAUAUUGAAAGCCAGGUUUACGUCACCUCACCCCAGUAUUCCUUUUAGUGGAGUAAAUAAAUUUACCGUACCAAGAAACCAGAAUGAGGCAAUUUGGUUGGUCUUUAAGUCAGUAGGUUUGACUAGCUAGCUAUCCUUACUGUCACAUCUAACGCUAGGCAUCAGAAACCACUUGAGCCAGGAGUGUUGAAUUGAUAAUUCCAGAGACAUUUUCAACAUACUUCAGACCUUUGAAAAAAAUUUUUUAUGAAUGUUUUACAUUUGUGUGAUUGCCUUAGAUAUUAAAUUUACUUAGUGCUAAAGAUCAUCCUUAGUUUUUUUAAAUAGCAGUAGUUAUAACUUAUUUUAUAUAUUGUCCCAAAGAAAGAAAUUUAUUUUAAUGUUUUCAAAACAACUGCAUCUGAAUUUAUGUGCCUUAAGUUCUCUAGUGCUAUUUCAACUUUUUUUUUCUUUUUUUUUUUUUUUUUUCGGUUUAGAUAAGUUUCGUAUUUGUUUUCUACAGAGUAAAUUUCCCUUCUUACAUUUUUUAAUGAGAACUGACCAUGUGGUUGCUUGGCAGAAAGAAUGUUAAGAAAGGUUUUUGAGUGUUUUGAGUUUUUAUGUUUGGGGAGGUUUUUUGUUUGAUGCCAAGGUGCUUUUUAAGAUACUAAGAAAAACAUCUAUGUUACAUUGAUUAAAACCUUUGUAAACAUCAUUUGCAAUAUCUGUAUCUAAUGUCAAAAAAGUAAAUCUACUUGUUGUUUUCUUCUUAUAUACCAUUUUUUUCCCUCUAUAGUCUCUUUCAUUUAUCUUUCUUGAAAAAGUUCUUAUUACUCUUUGCUUCUCUAACACCCAUCCCCACAGUUUCUUUAAAUCUCGUUGAGAGUUUCUGGAGCUGAGACAACACAAUUACAGAGUUGAAAAAAGUAUAAUGUGCUUUACAACUUGUACAGACCUGUGGUAGCCAAAUGUCAUUUGCUUUCUGAGAAAGGCUCCAGAAUCUUCACUGUAGAAAAAAAAAAAAAACGUAUUUCUUUGUCUCAGUUCAGUUGCAGCACACUAAUACUUACAUGUCUUGUUUAAAUAUACUUUGUGCAUAGUUUUCUUUAAUUUUUUAAAAGUUGUGUAUCUAAUAAAAAAUGUCUUUUAGCCAUUA